UUAUUUCAUCUUUUAGUGGAAUCCCGAGUCCAUGACUUCACCAAACAUGGCGGGUGCUGACCGUGACGACGUUUUCUCUGCAUUGACCGGUAGAAUUAUUCCCUUUUUCUUGACAUUCGUGCAAUAACCUUUCUUUGCAUUUGUUUAUGGGCACCUCUAGGCCAUGUUGUGCAAAUCUUUCGAAGAAAAUAGUCGUGUAAUUUCGGGAUGAGUGCGUCGACGUCCUCAACUGGCACACUCCCCCGCCCCCUCGCGGGUGGGGCCGAGGGCCAGGCUGUCCCCACCCCGGUACCGGCCGGCCCCGAUGGCUUCUUCUCCGCCACGGUACUGAACCUGUCCCGGGCGCUAGCCGCCCUGACCCCCGCCCCUGCGGAGAAGGUGAAGCGGCUGAUGCGGCUGUGUGGACAGGAGAACUCGCAGGGAGUGUACACUUUGGACCGGAGAGGCCGGGAUGCGAUCGUGGCACUGGGAGUCUUCAUCAUCGAGUCAGGACUUCAGCACAAGGAGCUCCUAGUCCCCUACCUGAUCGAAAUCCUUAGAAACCUCCCUGGUGCUCAUUGGAUCCCUUCCCCCACCACAAGUAAACAGAAUGGCCUUCCUGAGAGUGAGCAGUUCAGCUUCUGCCUGGUGACUCUGUUGACAGACAUAGCACACAGGGAUCCAUCCUUCCGUGGGGAGAUCAUCACAGCUCAGGUAGAAGUGCUGCAGACCCUUGCCACCUUGUGCCAGAGUGCUGACAUCCCCAAAGUUGCCCUUUGCAGUAUAGUUGUCCCCUCUCUGCUGGGAGUUGCUCGUGCGCUCGGUCGGUACAGCACCGGCGACAUCGGCCUAAUCUCCCAGCUGUUUCCCCGUGAGACUUUCUGCUCCCCUGCAUCCACUCGAGUUAGCACACCUGCCACACCAACCUUCCCUGUCCUGGGGCACAGCCGUCCAGUCAGCGCCUGUCUACAACUUACACUCAACCUACAGGGACACUUUUUGCCCCCCUCUCCCAACCCCUCACCAACGCCCUCCCCACGAGGGUCAGAAGGUGCAGCCAUCUUUGGCAGCUCUCUGCCUAACUCCCCCAUCCAUGGAGGUGUAUAUCAGGGGGUGAUGUCUCCACUGGCUUCAGAAGAUCUGUUGCAAACUGUUGGCACCAGCUUCCCCAUGGCGGCCACGCUAGGAGGGACAAGGAGAGCCCCUUUACAUCUCAAUCCAGCCCAGUUACAGGAUAUCCUGUCCACCGCUAAAUCUCUCCUUACCAAAGACAUUCUCAAGAACUUGGAUGCAAAAGCAACAGAGUGCUUCAUGCCUGGGGGAGGCCCAAGCUACCCCUAUCAUUCCUUCAGCGAGACUUUGACGGUUGUGUUGACCAAUCUUCUUCACGAUCUUCUCUAUAAUGUAAAGGAUCUUUCUGCCUCGUUUACCAAGGAAGUCCAUGACUUCAUCAAAGGUUUGUUCAUUGCGGGACAAACGGAGGUCAUGGAGAAACUAGCAGAAGCAAAACUUUCCUACAAGGCGUUCAACCCAGUGGUGCUGCAUGUUAGAGCCAACGCUGCCUGUGUGGACCUGCUGGUAUGGGCAGAGCAGGAGGAGGCAGGGGUGGAUGCCCUCUGUAGUCGUCUCCAGGAGAAACUUAACACAAGCACAAGCUCCAAGCUGGUGGUAUUGCACAUGCCACUGCUCCUGUGCUGCCUGCAGGGCCUCGGGUCCCUGGCAGAAAAGUUUCCCGGGAACACGUACAACAUUCUCAACAUUCUCCGCGACUUCCUGAUCAACCCUUCCCCCCUGGUGAUGAAGCUUCACCGUCUGCAGGUCACCACUGCCACCAGGGGCAAUGCACACUCACUCAGUGGGCCUCCAUCCAUCCAUGUUACCGGGACCAGUCCUGUUCACUCACAGAGUCAGUCUUCUACCGAGUACCACAGCCUGCGCGACUCAGCCAUUACCAACAUCUGCCGUGUCCUAAAGGCGGGGAUAAAGGACGAUCCAGACUGUGUUCAUGCGUUUCUGGCAUCCCUGUCUAACCGGCUGUAUGCUGCCGAGAUAAGUGACAGGGAAUCAACUCUCAUCUCCACCCACACUAUUCACAUCCUUGGUGCUAUUGCAGUUACUUUCAAGGAUGACCUCAAGACCAUGCAGUCAGUCCUUCAGAUCUUCCAGCAGCGGUUCUGUAGCCCUGCCUCUCCUCUAGAUGUCCUUAUUGUGGACCAGAUGGCUCUCAUGCUCCUAGCAGGAGAACCUACCACGUACCAGGAGAUCCUGAAGAUGUUCAUCACAAUCACUGUGGAGGCAGGGUCUGCCACGUACUCACAGGACCUUCAUGCUACCAACAACAAAGCCCAUGGUUACAGGCAUGUUUCACUGGCAGUCAUCAAUGCCCUGGGGGUUGUAGCUAGUAAUUUACAGGGUGAGGAACAGCUUCAGCAACUUCUUGUCCGUUUGCUGGAGCUGUUUGUGCAGAUGGGGCUUGAAGGUAAGCGAGCGAGUGAGAAGGCCAGCGAGAAGUCCUCCACAGCAAUCAAGGCUUCCAGCAGUGCAGGAAACUUGGGCAUCCUCAUUCCGAUCCUGGCUUUGUUGAUGAAACGCUUGACCACAAUCGUAGACCCCAAUCCACGGCUGUACAAGCUGUUUCGUGACUUCUGGCUGUACUGUGUGGUCAUGGGAUUUGUCACAGAAGGUGCCGGCUUGUGGCCACCGGAAUGGUAUGAUGGUGUUUGCGAGAUCGCCACCAAGUCCCCUGUGUUGCUGUCUCCAGGCGGUGAGCACCUACGGUCAGAGCUCCAGUACAACUCAGCACUGAGGAAUGAUGCUGCAGGGCCAGCAGAGCUGUAUGAACUGAGGGCCACAAUCCUCAACCUCCUGGGACAUCCAGCAGAGGUAGGGUCACUCAUUAACAAGCUCAGCUUUGCCCAGUGCACCUACCUUCUCUCUGUGUUCAAGUUGGAAACUAUGAGAGUCAAACACUCCACAGAUAUGAGUAGCUUUCACCUCGUCUUCCGCUACCUAGAGGACAAACAGGUGCAGAAGGACAAGGCAGGGAUGCUGCAGUGUCUGCUUGCUGUUGCUGAUCAGGCUUUCAAGAUCUUCCUUGAUGUCAUGACCAACAAGCCACGGACAGAUGUGUGGGAGAAAGAGCUUGUCAAGCAUGCCCAGUUCCUACUUGUCAAGUUCAACCAUCAGAUGAAGCGCAUCCGUCGUGUUGCAGACAAGUUUUUGUCAGGGCUUGUUGACCGGUUUCCACACCUACUGUGGAGCGGGGAGGUGAUCUCUACCAUGCUGGAUAUUCUACAGCUCCUGUCCAAGGGACUGCAGAGGGAUUCAAAACUUGAGGCCAUACAGGCAAAAGUUCCCAACACCUCCCAUCAGCUAACUAUUCCAGAUACCAUUGAGGCGAGGGAGAGUGUUGUGCAGGACUUUGCCGCUCGGUGUACAGGUAUUUUGCAAGAGGCACUGAAGUGGGCACCUGCAGCCACCAAGUCUCACCUGGAGGAGUACUUGAGAAAAAUCGAAAACACCUGCGACGGACUGACCAAACAUGCGGGCAUGGCCCUUGCAGCAGAAAGCAUUUUGCAAUACGCAGGUAACACGAAGGAUGUGGCUACGUCAAAGAUAGACAAGAGACCAAAGUGUGUGAACAAGGAUCAUUCCAGUUUUGUGGCUUCCACCAACAUGAGGAGCUGCUUCAUGGGUGAGGUGCAAGGCAUGUUGAGUCUGUGUCAGGGCGAUGAGAGGAGGCUGGCAAGGACCUUCCACCAACAGCUCACUGCAUCCUCACAAGGCAGGGACUUCCAGCAUUUCCGUAAGUCCCUCUUUAGAGUUACAGCUCUCCUCAUCAACAGCAAGGGCUGCCACCGGCCUCUGCUGCACAGCCUAUCCCAGGCACCCAUACGCUAUUUCACAGACAAGGCCAUGGAAACCACCAUCUGCUGUUGGCAGUGGUUGCUAGCGGCUAGAGCAGACUUGGAGCUUCCCUUCAUGCUGGCCAUGACAGCAGCCUGGAAGAUGGGAGUGGACAUGCGCCUCGGGCUGUUCAUGCACAACGUGGACGAGGUGGACGUGCUGGCUAGCUUUGGGGAGGAGGACUGUAAGUCAAAGGCGCCAUAUGUUGAGCCGCACAACAUCUGGAUCAACUUCCUGAUGGAGAGGUUUGAGGUGGUGAAGUACCGCAGCACCUCACAAGUGGAAAUGUUUGCCGACCUGCUGCACUACUCCCUGCCGAUGUUCGUGGGCGGAAAGGACCCCAUCAUGAACCGACAUGUUGUUGGGGUUGGUGCCAGAUUCCGGCUUCUCACCCUUGGUCUCCUGCUCCUCCAAGGCGAUGUCCUGCCCAGCUGCCCCAGCAAGAAUGUGCUGCGGGAGAAAGUCUACACCACAGCAUUUGACUACUUCACAGCCGUUCUACCCAUUCCACUCAAGGACACCUUGACAUUGAGGGAGGUUGUGGAGAUGGUCAUGAAGUUCUGGAAGUCACUUCAUUCGGACAAGAAAUACUUAAAGACAAGCCACGUGAUUGGUUCUAGUUUCCCUGAACUUGACUCUGACACCAUUAGUGUGCGUAGUGCCACUGCAACCAUGACGUCCGUUCCUGCUGAUCUGCGAGCAAGCUCAGACGUUGGCCCUCGUUCAACUCAAGGUUGGGUAAACACCAUGCCAAUGUCCUCCAACAUGUCUGCCCUGUCCAGGCGGUCCACAGGAACCACCCGUAGCAAGAGCAGGGUGGGAGAGGUACUGGUGAAGGACUACAUGCGGCGACGAGGGCUGCUGCUGUCCCUGGUGGGGAACGAGAUCGAGCGGCUAACGACAUGGUACAACCCGCUGGGUCUGUCAGAGCUAAGCUUCGUGGGGCAGGACACCAUCACGGCGUGGCAGUCGCAGCCCAUGUCAGACAGGGCCUGGAGGGACACGGUACAGAUGGCGUGGGACAUCUCCCCACGACUAGCACUGCAGCUCCCAGCCAGGUUCCGUCAGACUGAAGCCAUUUCCAGGGAGGUGACACGUCUAGUCAGGAAUGACCCCCAAGCAGUUGUAGAUGUCCCGAGAGCAAUCCAGUUCCUUUUGCCUGUGAGAGUUGAGGAAAAGUCACCUGACCAGAAAUACCUGGUCACAGAACACAGUGUUGAAGUGGAUGCCCCAGAACUGAGCCACAUCCUCACCUGGACAGGUGUAAACCCUGCUAUGGCGCUAUCGUACUUCUCGCGCCAGUUCCCACCACAUCCAUUCACCUCGCAACUUGGCGUGAAGGUCCUGCGCUCCCUCCCACCCGAGGUCACCCUGUUCUACGUGCCACAGCUGAUCCAGGCUCUGCGCUAUGACACCAUGGGGUAUGUACAGGAGUAUAUCCAGUGGGCCAGUCGGCGCUCCCAGCUCCUGGCUCACCAGUUUGUCUGGAACAUGAAGACCAACGCUUACACUGAUGAGGAUGGCACCAUCAAGGACGCAGAGGUCGGAGAUCGUUUUGAGGCCAUGAUCGAACUGAUGACUCGGACAUUGUCAGGGCCAGCCAAGGAAUUCUAUCAGCGGGAGUUUGACUUCUUUGGGAAGGUGACGGCCAUCUCAGGGGAGAUCAGGCCCUAUCCAAAAGGUGCAGAGAGGAAGAAGGCCUGUCUCAAGGCCAUGAAAAAAAUUGCUGUCCAGCCUGGCUGUUACCUACCCAGUAACCCUGAGGCUGUUGUGUUGGGAAUCGACUACAACUCAGGAACUCCCCUACAAAGUGCAGCAAAGGCACCUUUCCUAGCCAAGUUUAAGGUUAGAAAGUGUGGGAUCAAUGAUCUGGAGAACCUUGGCCUGGAGGGAGGGGACACAACAGAUGGAACAGCAGAGGAGGUCUGGCAGGCAGCCAUCUUUAAAGUGGGAGAUGAUGUGCGGCAGGACAUGCUUGCAUUGCAGGUGAUGACGCUGUUUAAGAACAUAUUCCGGCAGGCGGGUCUGGACCUGUUCCUGUACCCGUACCGGGUCAUCGCCACCGCGCCGGGCUGUGGGGUCAUCGAGUGCAUCCCCGACACCAAGUCUCGCGACCAGCUGGGACGACAGACCGACAUUGGCCUUUACGAGUACUUCCUGCAGAAGUAUGGGGAUGAGAUGACCCUCAUGUUUCAGAAUGCCCGCCGGAACUUCAUUGAAUCCAUGGCGGCUUACAGCGUUAUCGGGUUCCUGCUACAGAUCAAAGACAGGCAUAACGGAAACAUCAUGCUGGACUCACAGGGCCACAUCAUGCACAUCGACUUUGGCUUCAUGUUUGAGAGCUCCCCGGGUGGAAACCUGGGCUGGGAGCCAGACAUCAAACUGACCGAUGAGAUGGUGAUGAUCAUGGGUGGGAAGAUGGAUGCCCCGCCAUUCCGGCGCUUCAUGGAGCUGUGUAUACAGGGCUACCUUGCUGUGCGCCCCUACCAGGAGGCCAUUGUGUCACUGGUUGCAUUAAUGUUGGACACGGCACUGCCAUGCUUUCGAGGCCAGACCAUCAAACUGCUUCGCCAGCGCUUCGCUCCCCUGCAGAACGAGAGGGACGCGGCCAACUACAUGCAGAAGGUCAUCAAGGACUCCUUCCUCAACUACAGGAGUAUCACCUACGACAUGCUGCAGUACUACCAAAACCAGAUCCCCUACUAGAGGGCAUCUUAUCACCAAGAACAUGCUUCUGUACUGCCCAAACCAUACUUCUUUCAACAGGAUUUUGCUAUCCCAAAACUGCUGUAGCUUGCUUCCAACUACAUGUAAUGUGUAAUACAUUCAGACUGUUUCAUACUAGAAGUUUUACUGUUGAAAACCAAACUACAAGUCAAAUGUACAUGUAUCAUGUAUGAAAGUACAUUCUAUUUAGAAUGCCCUUAUGAGGAUGAUAAUGCACUGUUUUGUGUAUUUUGUGAAGAACUGAUAAAAAUGCAGUAAGUAGAGAUCUGUAACAUGUAUUGACUAAAUGUAAAAAGACCAGAGAUAUAGUGUAUAUGAUACUGUACCUACAAUGGCUACAUGGUACAUAUUAGUGCUUUUUGCUACAUAUAACACUUUUGAAGUUGUUUCAAGAUGUAGAGUUUGCCUCAUUGUUUAAUUGAGCACAUUCUCUUCUGUGUUAUCAUGUCCGUUUUUGCCAUAUAUUUUACAGUUAUUGAGUGACUUUGAGAAUUGAUUAGGUUUUUCAUAUUUUCAGUGUUUUUUUAGAUUUGAAAAACCGUGUUUCACAAACUUCUCAGAACAGUGCAAAUUUCUGUAGAGAACUAGAGCUCUUUAUAGCCUGCUACAAGGAUAUUGCUAUUUUUUGUGCCGUUGUUUAAACGUGUUACAGUAUGUAGGGGCGUAGUUUCAGCUCUUGUAUACAUAACGUUCCAUAUGCAACUUAAAUGCAAUAUCGUGUUUUGAGUGUGCAUUGUUGGUGUAUCAUUUCCUUUUGAACUGCACAAUGUGAUUUAUCAUUGUAUAUACAUGUAUGUGUGCUCUAGUCAAGUUGUAUUUUUGAACAUUGUAAGUACAUGUAGUGAGAGAAAGAGUUAGUAUAGCCAAACGUUAUUGCAGUAUAAGAGUGUAAUGAUCAUAACGCUGUGUGCGAAAUGAAACUGAAGUGCAAUAUUGAAAUGGAGAUUACCAAUAUUACUUUAUGGGAUGUAAGGAAAUUUUGAAAUGUGAAUAUUGCCAGUAAUAGAUUCUUCUGUUAGAUUUUAAAUUCUUUUCAAAGAUUUCUUCCAAAUUACGUAUUGACAAUAUGAAUGUGUAUCAGCUUAAACCAUGAAAAAUUAAAAUUGAAACCCUCAAAAUCUGCUCCCCCCCCCCUGGAACUAUUAAAGGUAUACAGAUAAAUUUGAAACAGAUAUGUACAUACAAAUAAAUUUGAAACUACUACCCUGAUCAGAUCUAUUGGACAACAUGACAAUGUGGUCAUUUCUGUUUAUUAGGAAGGAUGACUGUACAAAGUAGUCAGGGGAAGGCUAGGAGAAGGCUUUGUUAUAUGUGGGCCUGAAUGUUUAUUUGUGUAUGAAGACUUUCAGGAACAAAGGAGAAAAUGUGGCAAGUCAGUAAUAUGACUGAUUCUACUGUUUGUUUAUUUGUAUACUACCAUUGCUUCAACUUGUUUUUUGUAUUGGUCUUGCGUCCAUUUGUAAUGAAUCUUUAGGCAUACUUGGUUGUACAUUCAUGUACUUUUUCACCACUGUAAAACCGUAUUGCAUGGUUUCAGAGAACACCAUUGGUUUGGACAUUCAUUUGUCACUUUGUUAUGGUUACUUUGAACACCUGUAAUUGACCUUCCUUGUUAGAUUAUGUCCAAUUUUAGCUGUGGAUGUCUGCAUGUAGACAAAGUGAGAACUCCCAAGAUGGACAACAGUACUGUCUUGUACUUUGUGCACUUAGUGGAAUGAAUGCUAUUGCUUUUUAGACUUGGACAAAGCAGUUAAGACAAGCUGGACAUUUUCAUGUAGAGCAAAUAGAUCCGUUUGUCUGGUUA
Branchiostoma floridae (Florida lancelet) is the source of this 8416-nucleotide messenger RNA. Its product is annotated as phosphatidylinositol 4-kinase alpha-like. Gene Ontology annotation, molecular function: 1-phosphatidylinositol 4-kinase activity. Gene Ontology annotation, biological process: phosphatidylinositol-mediated signaling; phosphatidylinositol phosphate biosynthetic process. NCBI's taxonomy places the organism in Eukaryota, Metazoa, Chordata, Leptocardii, Amphioxiformes, Branchiostomatidae. Bases 208 to 6591 code for a protein of 2127 amino acids. Gene Ontology annotation, cellular component: plasma membrane; cytoplasm. The record is from RefSeq and is a predicted model, not a curated record. The transcript is spliced from 15 exons.